AAUGCAAGGAUUUCCUCUGGGGCUGGUCUGGACGCCCCCAAGGCCCCCUUGGGCCCCAGAAGGGCGCGGCAGGAAGAGGACCCAGGGGUGGGCAGGGGGCUCUCCCCCCUGCAGCCCCGUCUUGUCCCCUCGGAUCUGCAGAGGGCCUGGAGGACGCCCCUCAACGAAGUGGUCAGCAAGGCUGAUGUCAGCGGCCGUGGCAGAAAGCUCCGGCACCGAGUUCCGCACCUCGGCUGGUUCUCAGCCCCAGAGCCUGGGAGGAAGCCGGGAGGAAGGACCCUGCGGUGCCAAAGCCAACGCACGGCAGCAGGUCCCCGCUGCGUGCCGGGGGGCCGGCGGCUACUCGCCGGAGGAACUGGGCACUGGGAAGUCCCUGGAGCGGAAGCUGAAGGGCAGGAAAACCAAGCUGAGGCUGCCGAAGCCACGACCCCCCGCCCACGAUGGUAAGUCUGAAGCAAAUUCCCCUGAGGUGCCGCAGGUUCGUGCCACGCUCAGCUUGACGCAUACAAGUGGCGGCCCUCCCGUUCCUUUGGUUCCGCAGACAGACCGCAGCGGGUGGACCGCGGUGAACUUAGCGAGGUGGGGCGCUGGCCACAGCCCCUCUGCCAAAGGGGGUGUCUUUACUGGACGGACCAAUACAGCCACUAGCACCUGGCACGUGGCGCCGCCGUGGCACGGCUGGAUGAGACACUGAUGCUGUGCAGCUGGGCGUGAAGGAGCAGCAGCGUCCGCGUGCACGCGGGCAGGACGGCGGUGCACACGCAUGACCCGCCCUGCGCCACGGUGGCUUUCCUGCUGGCUCUGCAGGUCUGGCCCGUCUCGGAGGUGGCCGUGUCGAGGCCACCACGUUCCUUGGGGGGGGGACAGGAAGCACAGGUACCUUCCGGUGUUCUGACUUGUGUGCCGGAGAGCAGCGGAUAACCCUACAGAGGCUCAGGGCUCUACGUCAGGGACAUUUUUAGGGCAUCAGUGGCCUGACAUGUGAUGACAGAGACUAAUGACACCCUCAAAGAUUUGAAGGGGACACUUCUACGUAAACAGCAAGUUGUCGCACCUCACGCCUCCUACCGCUGAGGAAGCAGCGCAGCACUUGGUUGCCCUGGGCUUCUAGAAGCACCUGGGUCCUGGAGCCAGUUCGCGAUGCUGCUGGCAGGGACCCCCCCCCCCCAUCGAGAAGCAGCUCCCGGCAUGCUGGGCCUGGAGAGACCGAGCCCGCCGUGGGUCAAAUAGGGUUCCCCCAAAUUCACGUCCCCUGAAAACUUAGGACGUGGGCUACUUGGUGACAGGAGUGUUGGCAAUACACCUGGUGAAACGUCUGCAGACGAGCUCACCCUGUAUUUGGGGGGGCCGCAAAUCCCAUGACCCGUGCCCUUCUGAGAGGAGGAGAGGGCCGGGCGCUGUGGCUCACACCUGUCAUCCCAGCACCCUGGGAGGCCGAGACGGGAGGAUCCCUUGUGGCGAG
This is a messenger RNA of Lemur catta (Ring-tailed lemur), 1462 nucleotides long. RefSeq lists its product as uncharacterized. NCBI's taxonomy places the organism in Eukaryota, Metazoa, Chordata, Mammalia, Primates, Lemuridae. The record is from RefSeq and is a predicted model, not a curated record. Bases 2 to 694 code for a protein of 230 amino acids. The transcript is spliced from 3 exons.